AUUAAGUUUUGAAACUUUUGAUUGUGUUGCAUCACUGUUAAAAAAUGGAUGUUCCAAGUCUGGUUGUUGUUCUCCAGGCUGCUCUCAGUCCCAAUCCUGCUGAACGCAAAGCUGCUGAAGAAAGCCUCAAUAAGUAUCAGUAUACGCCUCAGCAUCUGGUGAGACUGUUGCAGAUCGUCAUUGAAAAUAAUUGUCCUAUUGCGGUUCGUCAAGUUGCUUCUAUUCAGUUCAAGAACUUCAUUGCCAAGAAUUGGGCUCCUCUUGAUCCAAACGAGCCGCAGAAAAUUCUGCAAAGUGACAAAGAUGUGGUUCGUGAUCAUAUUCUCGUAUUUGUAGCUCAAGUUCCUCCUUUGUUGAGGGUGCAAUUGGGUGAGUGUCUCAAGACGAUUAUUCAUGCGGAUUAUCCAGAGCAGUGGCCACGGCUUCUGGAUUGGGUGAAGCAUAACCUGCAGGAUCAGCAGGUUUAUGGGGCUUUGUUUGUGUUGCAGAUACUUGCUAGAAAAUAUGAGUUCAAGUCAGAGGAGGAGAGAACUCCAGUUCACCACAUUGUUGAGGAGACAUUUCCUCAUCUUCUCAAUAUAUUCAACAGACUUGUUCAGAUUGAAAAACCAGCAGUGGAAGUGGCAGAUUUGAUAAAGCUUAUUUGUAAAAUUUUCUGGUCAUCUAUCUAUUUGGAGAUUCCUAAGCAGUUACUUGAUCCUAAUGCCUUCAAUGCUUGGAUGAUGCUUUUCUUAAAUGUUUUGGAGAGGUCUGUUCCCGUGGAAGGCCAACCUGUAGAUCCCGAGCUCAGGAAAUCAUGGGGGUGGUGGAAGGUGAAAAAAUGGAUUGUUCACAUUUUAAAUAGGCUAUAUACUAGGUUUGGAGAUUUAAAGCUUAGGAAUCCAGAAAACAGGGCUUUUGCCCAAAUGUUCCAAAAGAACUACGCAGGGAAAAUUUUGGAAUGCCACUUAAACUUAUUGGGUGUCAUUCAUGUCGGUGGAUAUCUCCCUAACAGAGUUACCAACCUUAUUCUUCAAUAUCUAAGCAACAGCAUAUCAAAAAAUAGCAUGUACACUUUAUUGCAACCACAACUUGAUGUUCUUCUUUUUGAGAUAGUCUUCCCUCUCAUGUGCUUCAAUGACAAUGAUCAGAAGCUUUGGGAGGAAGAUCCACAUGAGUAUGUAAGGAAGGGCUAUGAUAUUAUUGAAGAUUUAUAUAGUCCAAGGACUGCUUCCAUGGACUUUGUCAGCGAGUUAGUCAGAAAACGCGGUAAAGAGAAUCUUCAAAAGUUUAUUCAAUUCAUUGUGGAAAUUUUCAAGAGAUAUGAUGAAGCACCGCUAGAAUAUAAGCCCUACCGACAGAAGGAUGGUGCUCUACUUGCCGUUGGAGCGCUUUGUGAUAAACUGAAACAAACUGAGCCCUAUAAAUCUGAAUUGGAACAUAUGUUGAUUCAACAUGUUUUCCCAGAGUUCCGCAGUCCUGUUGGUCAUCUUAGAGCCAAGGCGGCAUGGGUAGCAGGACAAUAUGCCCAUGUAAACUUCUCUGACAAGAAUAAUUUCCUCCAAGCACUUCAUAGUGUUGUUUCUGGGCUGCGUGAUCCAGAACUUCCUGUUCGAGUUGAUUCAGUUUUUGCAUUGAGAUCAUUUGUUGAAGCUUGCAAAGAUUUAAAUGAUAUUCGUCCUAUUCUUCCUCAGCUACUUGAUGAGAUUUUUAAACUUAUGAAUGAGGUUGAGAACGAGGACCUUGUUUUUACCCUGGAGACUAUAGUUGACAAGUUUGGGGAGGAGAUGGCGCCUUACGCUCUUGGAUUAUGUCAGAAUUUGGCAGCUGCAUUUUGGAGGUGUAUGAACACGGCAGAAGCUGAUGAUGAAGUUGAUGAUCCUGGUGCUCUGGCUGCAGUUGGCUGUUUACGUGCCAUAGGCACAAUACUUGAAUCGGUUAGCAGGCUUUCUCACCUGUUUGUUCAGGUUGAGCCUACUUUGCUUCCAAUCAUGCAAAGAAUGUUGACAACCGAUGGACAAGAGGUUUUUGAAGAAGUCUUGGAGAUCGUUUCAUAUAUGACCUUCUUUUCUCCGACUAUAUCGUUGGAUAUGUGGAGCCUUUGGCCGUUGAUGAGUGAAGCAUUAGCUGAUUGGGCAAUAGACUUCUUUCCAAAUAUUUUGGUUCCUUUGGACAACUAUGUAUCUAGGGGAACUGCACAUUUUCUUACUUGCAAGGAACCUGACUACCAGCAAAGUCUUUGGAAUAUGAUUUCAUCUAUUAUGGCUGAUAAAAAUUUAGAGGACAAUGAUAUUGAACCAGCCCCAAAGCUGAUUGAAGUAGUGUUUCAAAACUGUAGAGGGCAGGUGGAUCACUGGGUUGAGCCAUAUUUAAGAAUCACACUUGAUCGAUUGCAACGAACGGAGAAAUCACAGUUGAAAUGUCUUCUUGUACAAGUGAUUGCCAAUGCAGUCUAUUACAAUGCACCUUUGACACUCAGCAUAUUGAAUAAGUUUGCUGUUACAACAGAAGUGUUCAACCUUUGGUUCCAAUUGUUGCAACAAGUCAGGAAGAGUGGUGUACGGGCCAAUUUUAAGCGGGAACAUGAUAAGAAAGUGUGCAUCUUGGGUCUUACGUCACUUCUUGCACUUCCCAGUGAACAGAUAGCAGGGGAGGCUCUUGGGCGUGUAUUCAGGACUUCCCUUGAUCUCCUGGUUGCGUAUAAGGAUCAAAUUGCAGAAGCUGCAAAGGAAGAAGAGGCUGAAGAUGAUGAUGACAUGGAUGGUUUCCAGACUGACGAUGAUGACGAGGAUGGUUCUGACAGGGAAAUGGGAGUCGAUGCAGAGGAUGAAAAUGAAGCUGAUAGCCUCAGACUUCAAAAAAUAGCUGCCCAGGCUAAAGCUUUCCGUGCUGCUGCUGCUGAUGAGGACGAUGAGGACUCUGAUGAUGAUUUUAGUGAUGAUGAAGAGAUGCAGUCACCAAUCGAUGAUGUUGACCCUUUUAUUUUCUUUGUAGACAUUGUCAAGGCUCUUCAAGCAUCAGAUCCUAUGAAGUUUCAGAACCUUAUGCAGACACUGGAUUUCCAUUAUCAAGCUCUUGCAAAUGGCGUUGCUCAACAUGCUGAACAGCGGAAAGCUGAGAUCGAAAAGGAGAACAUGGAGAAGGCUUCUGCUGCAGCUGCUCCACCAUCAUGAGUUUGGCUUUGUCUUGAAUUUUCGGUUCUCGCUACAAGUACAUCGAUAAUCUCUUUUCAUUUAGAAAUGGUUUUAUGAAACCGUGAUUUGUUUCCAGUCCCAAAGUGAUCAAGCACCGAAAGGCUUACGUCAAAUCCAUGGAGCUGUGUAUAAAAGCUACUCGUUCAUCCGCCGAACGCGGAUUUACGAACUCUUAAUUUUCCACUUUUAUCAGGUUAUGAUUUUAGUCGAGUGAUCUGGCAAUUCUUUUGGCAGAAGAUGCCCGGUCUCCGCUGGUUUGUGUUUGCUUCCCUUAGUCCUUCCAUUCCUCAUUUUAUCUGCCAUACUUUCACACUAUUCGUAAAAAUUUUGGUUGCCGAUUUGUAUGAAUAUGACGU
Messenger RNA from Hibiscus syriacus, 3529 nucleotides. RefSeq names its product importin beta-like SAD2. The coding region runs from base 45 to 3152 and encodes 1035 amino acids. The record is from RefSeq and is a predicted model, not a curated record. NCBI's taxonomy places the organism in Eukaryota, Viridiplantae, Streptophyta, Magnoliopsida, Malvales, Malvaceae. Gene Ontology annotation, biological process: protein import into nucleus. The transcript is spliced from 24 exons. Gene Ontology annotation, molecular function: small GTPase binding. Gene Ontology annotation, cellular component: cytosol; nuclear envelope.